UUUGUAGGAAAUUCCACUUACUUGGAUGAUCAUGGACCACCCCCACAGAAGGUUCUUCCAUUCCCCAGCCAGGUGGUCUACAACAGAGUUGGAAAGUGUGGGAGUCGAACUGUGGUUUUGCUUUUGAGAAUUUUAUCAGAGAAACAUGGAUUCAACCUCGUUACAUCUGACAUUCAUAACAAAACAAGACUUACCAAAAAUGAACAGAUGGAAUUGAUUAAAAACAUAAGCACUGCUGAGCAGCCCUAUUUAUUCACUAGACAUGUUCAUUUCCUCAACUUCUCAAGGUUUGGAGGCGACCAGCCAGUGUAUAUCAAUAUUAUUAGAGAUCCUGUCAAUCGAUUUUUAUCCAAUUAUUUUUUUCGACGUUUUGGAGACUGGAGAGGAGAACAGAAUCAUAUGAUCCGUACCCCCAGCAUGAGGCAGGAGGAAAGAUAUCUGGACAUCAAUGUAUGUAUCCUUGAAAACUACCCUGAGUGUUCCAAUCCCAGGUUAUUUUACAUUAUACCAUAUUUUUGUGGACAGCAUCCAAGAUGCAGGGAGCCUGGUGAGUGGGCCCUUGAAAGAGCAAAGCUGAAUGUUAAUGAAAAUUUUCUUCUUGUGGGAAUUCUGGAGGAGCUGGAGGAUGUGCUGCUUUUAUUAGAAAGAUUCUUACCUCAUUAUUUCAAGGAUGUGCUGAGCAUCUAUAAAAACCCAGAACACAGGAAACUUGGCAAUUUGACUGUGACAGUGAAAAAGACCGUCCCUUCUCCAGAAGCCAUACAGAUCCUCUACCAGCGCAUGAGAUAUGAAUAUGAAUUCUAUUACUAUGUCAAAGAACAGUUUCACCUAUUAAAGCGCAAGUUUGGACUCAAGUCUCAUAUCAGGAAACCACGUCCCAGACCUGAGUUCUUCAUUCCUUCUCCCCUGGAAACAGAAGAACCAAUAGAUGAUGAGGAAGAUGAUGAAAAAUGGCUAGAGGAUAUCUAUAAAAGGUGAUAAAAGCAAGAACCAUCUUUCUCUUCUGGUGACCCCUUCAGCUUUCUUAAGAUUUUUUUAAUUAUUAUUAAAAGUAAUUCUUUAAGGAACUGAGUUCAUGAGCAGCAGUGUUUAAAAGGAAACGAAAGAGAACAUUCCCACGUGUUGGGGAAAUUGGGAGAUACCUGUUGUUGCGGGUUUGAUUGUAUUAUACUGUCUUGGCUCCAUAGAAUCCUGUCUAGAACAUAGUUUAAGAGAAAACUAUGUACAGUCUCAUCACAAAAUAACUUUUGGAGUGUGCAGUAGUGCUCUGGGCACCAGCAAAACACAAUAGGUUAGGCAGUAUUGCAAAUUUUACAGACUUCUCAUCUCUGUCUCUGUCCAGAAGCAAGUCAUCAUUGCGUAAUGCUGCAGCAUUCACAACCAGAAAUGAGAAGCUAGUGAGCCCAGAGUGCCUAUUUCUACUUAGACAACCCUGGUGCUCUCGGGGUAUGGCCAGAGCCAUUGCUGCUGUCUGCACUUCAAAGGACAACAGACUCAAAAGUGGAUUAGACUGUGGUUUCUGAAUAAUUGUAGGAGGAGCAAGUAUACUGCUUUGUCAAAUUAGUACUAAUGAUUGGAAAGAAGGCAAGUUACAGGAACUAGAAGUUUCUGGGGAAUCCGUGAGUGGAAAAAGUUACUGGGUCAAUGAAUGGMGAGAACGGAUGGAAAGCUUGCAAGACAGGGUUUUGUGAUUUGCAGAGUUUUGCUUCUGCAGCUCAAUGCAUUUCUAUUAGGCUGUAAUGGAAAAGGAGCAGUUUGUCUUUUUUAUCUUCAGGAAAUUUAUUUGUAGAUCAUUCCUGU
Nothoprocta perdicaria is the source of this 1800-nucleotide messenger RNA. RefSeq names its product uronyl 2-sulfotransferase (gene UST). The record is from RefSeq and is a predicted model, not a curated record. The annotation marks the transcript as partial. Lineage: Eukaryota; Metazoa; Chordata; Aves; Tinamiformes; Tinamidae. The transcript is spliced from 7 exons. Gene Ontology annotation, cellular component: membrane. Gene Ontology annotation, molecular function: sulfotransferase activity.